CACGCAUUACUACGAUGUGUGGCACAUGGAAAAAGGACCAGAACAGCAAAGUGGAUGUCCAUUCUGAACCACGUCCGGGACAUCCACAACCAUGAAGAUCCUGUUUUCCCCCAGUGUUUGCAUCCAACCCGCACUUCAAGGGACAAGAGCAAAUGGUUGACAACAGGAACACCAGCCUUCUGCAGGAUGGAGAAAGUGCUGAGCAACAAGAGGGUCCUCAAAGAUGUGGGGAAGCUGAGCCCUCAUUACCAAACCUCAUCUCUUGAGUCUUUUCACAGCGUCAUCCUACGCUUUGCGCCCAAGAAUGUAGUCUUUCCUUUUCUUGGAAUGCUGUGCAGACUAUACCUGGCAGCCCUGCACUUCAAUGAAAAUGCAGACCGUCCACAGGCAACAACCUCAGCUGGUGAGCCGCUGUUCAGGCUUCAUUUUCCAAAGUGGAAGAAAGGAGAAUGCACAGCAAAGCCAGUGAAGCAACCAACCUUCCAUUACGUGGAUGAAAUCUUGGACCUGGUGUUUGAGAAGGUUUUUCCGGACCCUGGUCCAUAUACAGAUGAGGUGUUGAAGAUCUCCAUUCCUGAGGAUCUCACUGCACAGUUCGAAAGGCCGGACAAGAAGGAGGUGAUAGACCACUACGUGACGAGGUUCAGUCAAGGGCCGGUCUGA
This is a messenger RNA of Dicentrarchus labrax (European seabass), 663 nucleotides long. RefSeq lists its product as uncharacterized. Bases 55 to 663 code for a protein of 202 amino acids. The record is from RefSeq and is a predicted model, not a curated record. NCBI's taxonomy places the organism in Eukaryota, Metazoa, Chordata, Actinopteri, Moronidae. The transcript has 5 exons.